AUGGAGGCAGGUGACGACGAUGCCAUUCGCGCUCUACUGGUUGAGGCCUUGCUCUGCGCGGCCGACGCGCAGCUGGCCGAGAGCUUCUUGGCAGAGUGCGAGGAGAAAGGCCGCAGAGCGGAACGCGAUGGCGCCCUGCUGGAGUUUGUGUUCGCCGACCUCGACCGACGUGCCUUCUUUCAAGCAUCAGUGACGCUUGCAGCCUUCUUUGCCGAUCAGUAUUCGAUGCAUGAGGGAAGUGACUUCAAGUUAAAGGUGGUGAAGGGGGCCCAUUCCGUGCUGGUGGCCUUUCGAAGUUCGGACUAUGCCGAGGCUGUGAAACAAACAGCCUCUGCACUGGCGAAACUGUGUGCCACCGGCUCGAUGUCAUCCGUGGCAGCUGCGGCCAUCAAAGGUGCAGGGGACAUCAGUCCUGAGGCCGAAGAGCUACUGGUUGGCGUGCGACAAGAUGCAGAGGUCCUAAAAGCACGGCCUGCGCGGCCUGAGUGUGACCAAGCCCUAAAAGACGCUGCUGCACGUGCGCGAGGGGAAGCACCAGCGAUUCCCGUCAAGACGCAGUCAGCACUGCCACGGGCUGCCACAGCAAGUGCGGCGGAGGAACGAAGAUCGACCACAGUUGCAGGCGGCAAAGGCGGCCUCUAUACCGGCAAAGGGCAAGGAAAGGCGGCAGCUGCGCCAGGGAAGGGAGAUAAAAAUGGCACCCGUGUGGAUCCUGAUGUGUUCAAACUUCCCAAAAGUUCGGCUGAGCUGCAGAGAGAUCCCGAGAAAGCAAAGACCUUUCAAGAGGAUUUGAGGACCUUCGCACGGAACUUCAAAUUGUCAGCUGAGCUGGUCGGAAUGGACUACAUCCAGCUCAAGCCGAUAGGCUUCGUUCCUCAUGACACAAAGCAGAAGGCACGGGAGGAGCUCCGAAUGCUCUUGGAGUUCCACUUUCCAUCGACCUCAAGGCCCAUUCCAACGCGCCAGACCCAUUUGCGAGUCCACCCGGAGCAUGGUGCUGGUAUCGAGCUGACGGUUUCGGAGCAGGGCUAUUUGGUGGAUUUCGUGGAGGACUUUCCGGGGCAAGACCUGUCUGUGGGCGAUGUGAUCUUGGAGAUCAAUGGUCAGAAGCUGGCAGGACUGAGUGAAGCAGAGAUGGAAGACAAGUUUGGAGCGCACUUUGGCGACGGUGCGAAACUCACCAUCCAGCCUGAGAGGUGA
Cladocopium goreaui is the source of this 1200-nucleotide messenger RNA. Lineage: Eukaryota; Dinophyceae; Suessiales; Symbiodiniaceae. The record is from the annotation of a GenBank genome assembly.